Messenger RNA from Centruroides sculpturatus (bark scorpion), 1048 nucleotides. RefSeq names its product serine dehydratase-like. The record is from RefSeq and is a predicted model, not a curated record. The transcript is spliced from 6 exons. Gene Ontology annotation, molecular function: threonine deaminase activity; L-serine ammonia-lyase activity. The coding region runs from base 37 to 999 and encodes 320 amino acids. Gene Ontology annotation, biological process: L-threonine catabolic process; L-serine catabolic process. Lineage: Eukaryota; Metazoa; Arthropoda; Arachnida; Scorpiones; Buthidae.
UACCUGUUCAAACUGCUUGUAGAAUUUAGUUGUAAGAUGGACGGAAGCAACCUCUACUGUCAAACGCCACUCAUCGAAAGCCUCCCACUAUCCAAACUAGCGGGUAGAGAAGUGUAUUUGAAACUGGAAAAUGCGCAACCCACCUCUUCCUUUAAACAACGAGGCCUGAGUUUCAGAGCGUUGGAGAUUUUUAAGGAGGGCUAUAGAGACGUAGUGAUUGCUUCCGGAGGAAAUGCUGGUAUGGCUAUGGCCUACUGCGCCAGGAAACUAGGGAUGGGAGCCACCAUAGUCGUACCGGAAGCCACCACGAUGGCGACGAGAACGAAAUUAGAGCAGCAGGGCGCCAGGCUACGUAUUCACGGAAGUAACUGGACCGAAACGGACAAGAUGGCAUUGCAGAUAGCCAAAGAAACAGGAGCAUUCUACAUUCAUCCUUUUCAUCCCACCAUCUGGAAGGGAAAUGCUGUAAUCGUCAGUGAAAUUUAUCAGGAUAUUCCUUCUAAACCAUCGCUCAUAGUGACCUGCGUGGGAGGAGGCGGACUCCUCUGUGGCAUAGUGGAAGGAUUGAGAGACGUCGGUUGGGAUAACGUGCCGAUCGUCGCCAUGGAAACUAGAGGUGCAGAGAGUUACAACGCGUCUAUCAAAGCCGGUAAAUUGGUUACGCUGCCAAAAAUUACGAGUAUCGCAACAACUCUGGGAGCCUGUACGGUCUGUCCGAAAUCUUUUGAGUACGCAAGCAUCCACAAGAUAAUAUCUGAAGUCACUGAUGAUGCCAGAGCGGUGUCCUCAUGCCUAAAAUUUGCAGAUGAUCACAAAAUGUUGGUGGAACCCUCGUGUGGCGCAUCGCUCUCUGCCGUGUAUGACGGCUUCGUGUCUGACCUAAUUGCAAAUGGCCAGCUGAAAAGAGAGGGUCCGGUCGUGGUGGUGGUGUGCGGAGGAAACGACGUGAGCCUUAAUCUGUUAGAAAAAUGGAAAAGCCGGUUUUUGAAUAAUGUGUAAUGAACAAAUGUACAAAAACACACAAUAAAAUAUUUUUUUUGUUAAUUUA